AUGAGCGCUGCCGGGGCUUGCGAGAAACUGUGGGUGGUGAAGGAACGUGUCGCCAACGUGGUAUAUCCCAGGCGCAGGGCGUUCAGCGUCUCAGAGGCGGUCGAGGGAAGCCAGGCUGCAGUCACAGUCACGGGGUCGCAGUGGCCAUGUGCAUUCGUCGUGACAACCAGAGUUGCAGUCGAGCACCAAAAAGUCCAGACGCUGGGAGCGGCAAAUCGCGCCAAGGACAUCCACCAAUUCUCCGAGCCGCGAACCACUCGCCUCUCACCUCCGCCGCCGCACCCAUCACCACUCCCGAGGUCCCGCCACACAAUCCUUCUCCACCACGCUUUCCUCCAAAUCAUAAUGCGGCCCAUCAUAAUCCCGCCGCCUAAAUUCCAGAAUGUCGCCAUCGCCCUCGAAGUCGCCAGCGCCGCCUACUUCAGCUACGAGCUCUCCCGCAUCUACAGAGGCACACAUCCCGUCCUGUCGCGCAGACUCGCCGAAAACGGCAUAUGGCCCCCGCCACAAUUACCAGCGGUCAAGGGAGGAGCGAAAGUUGAGGGCGAUGACAAGAAGGAGGUGGACGUGCGGUGGAUGAGCAUAAAUGGCGUGCCCGUGCCGGCGAGCUUUGAUGCACUGAACUUCUGGAGGCGGGGAUGA
This is a messenger RNA of Paraphaeosphaeria sporulosa, 642 nucleotides long. RefSeq lists its product as uncharacterized. The record is from RefSeq and is a predicted model, not a curated record. The transcript is spliced from 2 exons. Bases 1 to 642 code for a protein of 213 amino acids. Lineage: Eukaryota; Fungi; Ascomycota; Dothideomycetes; Pleosporales; Didymosphaeriaceae.